UUCGAAGCUUCACGAAGCAGUGAUUCGUAAGCGGCCAUCACUACCACGUGCUGAGGACAGUCUCUGUGAUUGGUGGGUUCUCUCUGACGUCAUGUCCAUCAUGGCCGCGUCCUUGUGCUGUGCAUGUGCGUGAGCGACUGCUGUUAACCCAACACAGGAGACGAUGAAGGUGAAGAAGCCUCGCUUGAUCUCCUCCAAGAGAGGGGUGGUGGUGAAGGGCCAGUGGAAGGCGGUGAAUGUGGACCCCAGUCUGUUCUCUGACGAUGGUCUGGACGGGCUGGUGUGUUUCGAGGAGCUGACCGAUUACUCGCUGGUGGAGCCGGAGAAGACCAUCACCGCGCAGCAGCCCGCAAACACCACCAGCAAAGCCAAGAAGAAGAGAAAAGCUAGCGAGAGAGAAGCCGAAGAGCAGCUGCAGCCUGUAGAGGAAGAUGUAGAAGAAAAACCCGAUAGAAAGAAGAAAAAGAAGCAGAAGAAACUCAAAGCGGACGAGGAACCUCAGGACGUGUCUGUUCUGGAGGAGACGGUGGAAGCUGAGCGGGAUUCAGAGGAAGAGAGUCCUGACCUGACUCCAGACACACAACACAAACCGUCCAAGAAGAAGAAGAAGAAGAAGCCGCGUAAGAAGAAGAAGAAGGUGCUUGCAGAUGCGUCAGAAGCUGGGUCCGAGCCCGGCGUGCCUCCUCCGUCUCAGAAGAAGAGCAGGAACUGGAGCCGGCCGGCGGAGGUUGCGAGCGCAGACGUGUCAGCCUGGAAGGACCUGUUCGUUCCUGCGCCGGUGUUAACUGCUCUCAGCACGCUGGGGUUUUCAGCACCGACGCCGAUCCAGGCCCUGGCGCUGCCGCCGGCCAUCAGAGACCGACUGGACAUCCUGGGAGCGGCCGAGACCGGCAGCGGGAAGACGCUGUGUUUCGGGAUUCCCAUGAUCCACAGCAUCCUGGAGUGGAGGAAAGCGGCGGCCGGCGAGCAGACGACCAGAGCCGAUGACGCAGAGACGCGUGUGGAGAGCCUGUAUCUGCGAGACGGCGAGGAGCCGCAGGAGGAGAGCGGAGCCGCGUCUGCUGAAGAGGAGGAGGAGGGAGUCGCAGCUACUGGUCAAACACAGACGAACACACAGCAGCCGCCGCUGCUCGGCCUCAUCCUCACCCCCACCAGAGAGCUGGCCGUUCAGGUCCAACACCACAUCGAUGCUGUGGCCCGCUUCACCGGGGUCAGGACGGCGGUCGUGGUCGGAGGGAUGGCUCCGCAGAAGCAGCAGCGGGUUCUGAUGCGCCGGCCGGAGAUCGUGAUCGGUACGCCGGGACGCCUGUGGGAGAUGAUCCGAGAGAAGCAGCCGCACCUGCAGAACCUGCGCCAGCUGCGGUGUCUGGUGAUCGACGAGGCCGACCGCAUGGUGGAGAAGGGACACUUCGCGGAGCUGCAGAACCUGCUGGAGAUGCUCAACACGUCCCAGUUUAACCCCAGCAGGCAGACGUUUGUGUUCUCGGCCACGCUGACGCUGGAGCACGGCCUGCCGGCGCGCCUGCAGCAGAAGAAGCGCAAGAAGACCGAGCGCAGCAGACUGCAGCUCCUCAUGGAGAAGGUGGGCAUCAAAGACAAGCCCAAAGUCAUCGACCUGACGCGCAAGCAGGCCACGGUGGAGACGCUGACGGAGACGCGCAUCAACUGCACCAAGGAGGAGAAGGACCUGUUCCUGUACUACUUCCUGCAGCAGUAUCCCGGCCGUAGCAUGGUGUUCGCCAACAGCAUCGACUGCAUCAAGCGUCUGAGCGCGCUGCUGCUGAUCCUGGACUGCGCUCCUCUGCCGCUGCACGCUAACAUGCACCAGAAGCAGCGGCUGAAGAACCUGGAGCGCUUCGCUGAGAAGGACAGCUGUGUGCUGCUCACCACAGACGUCGCCGCUCGAGGCCUGGACAUCCCCGGCGUCCAGCACGUCAUUCACUAUCAGGUCCCUCGCACGUCUGAGACGUAUGUCCACCGCAGCGGACGCACCGCGCGCGCCGCCAGAGAGGGCCUGAGUCUGCUGCUCAUCGGCCCUGACGACCUGAUCAACUUCAGGAGGAUCUGCAGGACGCUGGGGAAGAGCGAGGACCUGCCUGUGUUCCCCGUGCAGAGCCUCUGCAUGAGCGCCAUCAAGGAGCGCGUGACUCUGGCCAGGAAGAUCGAGAAGCUGGAGUACUUCCACGGCCGGGAGAAGCAGCACAACUCGUGGGUGCGGCAGGCGUCCGAGGCGCUGGAGUUAGACGUGGAUGACGACCUGCUGAUGGGAGGAGGCGAGGAGGAGGAGGACCGGGAGAAGCAGAAGCUCAUCAGGAGUCUGAAGAAGCAGCUGAAGCAGCUCCUCUGCCAGCCGGUGUUCACAGCGCAGAUGAAGACCAAAUACCCCACGCAGAUGGGGAAACUGCAGCUGCCCCUCGCCCCAGCCGACACGGCGCUGGCCAGCCUGAGCCGCGACACACUCCAGCGCUGACCGCAGAUCUGACCUCAUCUGUGCUGCUGGAGCGUCUCCAGGGACAGGGCUGGAAACUGCUUCACGGCACGUUUAGUGAGAUCUCUAGGCAUGACUCUGCAGUGGUUUCUAUUGUCAGCACACAAGCUUCAUCUGUAAAUGAUUGCCAUUAAACACAGACCUGAUUAUUUAUAAUGAACUAGAGAACUUUUCUGAUGCAUUGGUAAGUUCUAAAGUGAAAAAACCUUGAGGGAAACUUGUGCAUUCAUUUCCCUUCAUUUUUCUACAUUUUAAUGAUUGUUUUGUGUUCAUCUGUCCAUUUUCACCCGAAGCAUUUACUCUCUCUCGUGUCCUUUGAUUGAUUUUGUUCUCUGGAUGGUCGAAGGCUGACUUGUAAACUUGUAGAAAUGAGCUUCAGAGUGAUUCAACUGAAACAUCUCCGUCUUUAUUAAAUCAUCAUUAUUGAAAUGAUUUCACAGAGUUACUGAUAAACCAGUUAUUUUUCAUGUUGAAGAAUAAAAA
Messenger RNA from Onychostoma macrolepis, 2971 nucleotides. RefSeq names its product DEAD (Asp-Glu-Ala-Asp) box helicase 24 (gene ddx24). The transcript has 9 exons. The coding region runs from base 164 to 2470 and encodes 768 amino acids. Gene Ontology annotation, molecular function: ATP binding; nucleic acid binding; RNA helicase activity. Gene Ontology annotation, cellular component: nucleolus. Lineage: Eukaryota; Metazoa; Chordata; Actinopteri; Cypriniformes; Cyprinidae. The record is from RefSeq and is a predicted model, not a curated record.